AUGGCUUUCUUCGGCAAGUCCAACGUCGACUCACCUCCUCACAGCCCAACCUCCCUGUCGUCAGAUUCUGGAUAUCCUUCCUGGCGGAAAAGCUCAACAUCCACAUCAAACUCAUCCUCUUCAUCAUCGUCAUCGUCAUCAUCGCCCACCACACCACCCGGAGCCCUGCCCAAAGUGCAACUGGUGCCCUACGCCCGCACCGCGAGUUUCGAGCGUUCCUUUUCUGACGCCGAAAGAGAACUCCUCGACAAAGCCCAAGCCAGCCUGGAUGCCCUGGACCUGUCGUCCCAGGACUUCGACUUUGAAGACAUCUUCACCUACGACAAGCCGCAGAAGGAGCUGAAUCGGGUGGUUGAGGUGUCGAGGCCUACCCGAGUGCACCGUGACUGGUCGAAUUUCUCCUUCUCGCAUUAUCCCGCCGCCAUGAGUGCGAGGAAUAAAGUGAAUAAUCACCGGGCGAAGAACAAUGGAGGCGCUGGAGGACUGUAUGUCAAGAAUUCCGAGGUUAAAAGAAAGCAUUGA
Messenger RNA from Exophiala bonariae, 522 nucleotides. RefSeq lists its product as uncharacterized. Bases 1 to 522 code for a protein of 173 amino acids. NCBI's taxonomy places the organism in Eukaryota, Fungi, Ascomycota, Eurotiomycetes, Chaetothyriales, Herpotrichiellaceae. The transcript has a single exon. The record is from RefSeq and is a predicted model, not a curated record.